Messenger RNA from Medioppia subpectinata, 1365 nucleotides. The record is from the annotation of a GenBank genome assembly. Lineage: Eukaryota; Metazoa; Arthropoda; Arachnida; Sarcoptiformes; Oppiidae.
AUGAAAGGGUUCGUAGAGUUCGGCUCUUUGACGGCACUUAUGGGUCCGUCCGGUGCGGGAAAGACAUCACUAUUACGAGCAUUGAAUGGCAUGAAUAAGACAUUAAUUACCAAGAAAUCAGAAAUCUAUUUAAAUGGAGAAAUAAAAAUCAGGGCCUGUUUUAUAGCUCAGGACCAAAGGGAACACAUUAUGGCCGGAAUCACUACAAGACAGGCCAUCAUCUAUGCCUCAAAACUUAAAAAUAGUGACACCAAUAGUAAUGUUAAUCACGAGUCUAUUGCCGACAAAUUGAUGUCUGAGUUGUGUUUAAAUGAUAUUUCGGCCAUAAAUGUGGAGAAAUGCAGUUCUGGUCAACAAAAACGUAUUGUAAUAGCAAUGGAAAUGACGGCUGAAAUCAAACCAAAUCUUAUUUGUGUUGACGAACCGACUUCUGGUGUCGACAGCUAUUCAGCGCUUUUGAUGAUAAAAUGCUUCAAACGAUUGUCCCGUAAACACAAUGUAUCGAUGAUUGCAUCCAUACAUCAGCCAAACCUCGAAAUCCUAAUGUUAUUCGAUAUGUUGUAUAUAUUGGCCAAAGAAGGAGUCGCCGUAUACUCGGGUCCGCCCCGGGGUUUGCGCUCACAUUUAAGUGAAUGCAAUAUUCAAUGCAAUGAAAACCAAAUACCGAUUGAAGUACUCAUUAAACUGUCGGCCAACGGAUCCAGUGAUGAAAACGUGAUGAUAAUGUCUCAGAAGACAAAUAAGAUAAUAAACAAAUACAUUGAAAGGAUUCGCACAGAACUGGAUAUCUCUUCGGACGGAAUUAUUGUUUAUUUUAAACACUUUUCUGUCACUGAAUUCCUAUACCUAUUGUCGAGAGCCGUCACAAACUUCCGACGACACGAGUGGCGCAUAAUAUUGAUUUGCCAUAACGGCUGGUAUUCCGUGGAAUCGUAUUUUAUGGUCAAAUUUCUGGUCAAUAUUAUACCCAUUUUAGUGACCAAUAUUUGUCUGUCGUUUAUAAUCGAUAUCUACGACCGAUUGGACGCAAUGCCGGCCGCGAUCUUUAUGGUCAUUACAUUGGCUUCAGUGGCCAUACAAAGGAUCUGUCACUCAAUUUGUAUAUGUUUUCCCCGACACACGGCUUCCGCAGCCAUAAUGUUAGUUGUUUUGGAUACCAUCACUAACCCUAACCUAAUACGAGUGCGUGGAUUCUCACCCGUGAUAAAACACUUGACCAAUUUGUCGCCAAUCAAAGCCGUGUUUAGCUAUUUGCAGGUCUAUUUGUACGGUCGCGGCCGGUGUCCGACCGGUACUCACAUAUCGUCUGUAUUAUACAGAAGUCAACUGAUGGACAAAGAUCUGGAUAAGUUGUGGCAUAAUUAA